This is a messenger RNA of Cannabis sativa, 1151 nucleotides long. RefSeq lists its product as uncharacterized. Lineage: Eukaryota; Viridiplantae; Streptophyta; Magnoliopsida; Rosales; Cannabaceae. The transcript is spliced from 6 exons. The record is from RefSeq and is a predicted model, not a curated record. Bases 305 to 1069 code for a protein of 254 amino acids.
AUAAAACUUUAAAAAGUAUUAAAGAAAAUUUCAAAAAGUAAAGAUGUUAAAAAUUAGAAAGGAUAAUAUAAAUGUUAAAAAUUGGUCAAAAUAGUCAUUUUGUGUAAAAAUUUCUUGAUUAUUUGCAAGAUCAUGGUAUUUUAGGGUUACUAGCAUAUAUGUAUGUCCACUAUAUAUAUAGCUUAGUAAGUCAUCGACUAUGGUGUCUCUUCUAACUUAAAGAUUUUGAGCAAAGGUUGUUCUUACUGCAUAGCAAGAAGUAUUGUGUUAUUGUACUUAUUACAACCAAAAUCAAGAAUUAAUCAUGGUGAAUAAUUUUGGGUUGUUCCCUGAUGAGCAACAGAAGAAUUUACGUUUUCUAGAGCUUACAAGAAUGAUAAUUGAAUCAAUGGAUGCUAUAGAUGAUUCGAUUGAAAAAAUAAAUGUGAAAUUGAAUCCUAAUAACCCUGUUGAUGUUAGAGCACAAUCUUGGAAUGUAGAGGAAAAAAUGAAGAUGUACACAAUGGUUUACACCAUUCUCAGCUCGAAUGAGGUACAAGGCUUUCAUUCUUUCGCAAUAGAUGAGUAUUAUGGAAAAUUUGAGAGGACGCUGAUGCAAAGGAUUUCAAACUAUGUGAUUCCUUCAUUGGAAAAUCAUAAGUUUGGGGAAGAAUUAUUGUUUAUGACUGAAGUUGCUAAGCAAUGGUCACAAGUGGAUGAAUACAGAAGAAAUCUCCAUAUUAUAUUUUUACAUCCUGAGAAAAUGGUAAAGGGUAGUUUAGGGAUUUUCAAACCUUUAUUGGUUGAUAUUUGCAAAGCCAAAUUCUGUGACAUGGUUUGGGACAAAUUCCACAAUGAAAUCGACCUUUCAGUAACUAAGAUGAUGGAAUCAGGAGUGUUUGACAAUGAAAGUAAUAAUAUUCCACUGAAGGAGGAAGUGGUCAAAUUCUUGAAUGAGAUGAAGAAAGUGUCUAAUGAAAAGUUGAAGAAGACUUUGAACAUUGUCAAAUUGGAGUGCGUAGUAGAAGUACCAAGCUACAACUACAAUAUAAUAAUAUCAUUCAUUAAUGCUGCUGAUUUCAUUAUAUAAUAUUCUUUUGUUGUUUAGUUUUGGGAUUUUGAUUAGUUAUUUUUGGAUUUACUAGUAAAAUUAUACGUGCUCGUGAAUUAUA